Cajanus cajan (pigeon pea) is the source of this 920-nucleotide messenger RNA. RefSeq names its product peroxin 11B (gene PEX11B). Gene Ontology annotation, cellular component: peroxisomal membrane. The record is from RefSeq and is a predicted model, not a curated record. Gene Ontology annotation, biological process: peroxisome fission. Lineage: Eukaryota; Viridiplantae; Streptophyta; Magnoliopsida; Fabales; Fabaceae.
CAAGUAAAGCAAAGUCCAACCAACCACAAACACCUCUUAUCCAAAAACCAGCUUCUGUGACGCAAGUUAAGUUGAGCAUUUAUAAUAAACAUAUAGUGGGCAGCACCAAACACAGCCUCGGCCACCAUGAACGACUCCGUGGACAAACUGGUGAUCUUCCUAGCAAAGCGAGACGGCAUCGACAAGCUCGUGAAGACCUUCCAGUACGUGUCGAAGCUCGUAAACUGGCACGUGGAAGCCUCUCACCCGGCCACGGCGAAGCGCUUCAAGCAAUGGGAAGUGGCCGCAGGCCUCAGCAGAAAGGCCUUCAGAACCGGACGCUUCCUCACCGGCUUCAACGUCCUCCGCCGCAACCCCGGCUCCACCCUCUCCCUCCGACUCCUCGCCGUGCUCGCUAACGCCGGCGAGAUGGUCUACUUCUUCUUCGACCACUUUCUCUGGCUCGCCAGAAUCGGCACCAUCGACGCAAGCUUGGCCAGGCGAAUGAGCUUCAUAUCGGCGUUUGGUGAGUCGGUGGGAUAUAUUUUCUUCAUCAUAGCUGACUUCAUCUUGCUGAGGGAGGGGCUUCGGGUGGAGAGAAAGAUGAGAAGCUCCGAGGAGAAAACGGAGGAAGAUGAGAAGGGGAUUCGGAGGAUUAGAAGCGAUAGGGUUAUGAGGCUCAUGGCGGUGGCUGCGAAUGUGGCGGAUUUGUUCAUAGCGGUGGCGGAUAUUGAGCCGAAUCCAUUCUGCAACCACACUGUCACUCUUGGGAUUAGUGGCUUGGUUUCUGCUUGGGCUGGUUGGUAUAGGAACUGGCCUUCCUAAACACAACUAACUAUGCAUGCUGUAAUUUUUUACGUAAGUCUAAUGGAUGAUGCAUAAAUACUUUACUUUAAUCCUCUCUACCUUAAUUAUAAACUCUUGCAUGCUAUUUUCUUUCA